AUGAGACCUUCACGAAAAACAGUGAACCCUUCAGACCAGGACAGCUCAGACGAUGAUGCUCCUCUGUCUAAGUUGGCGACAAAGAAACGAAGCAACUCACGAAAAACAGCCAAAAGACCUUUGAAGAAAGAUCAAAAAGGAAAAGGCUCCAGCUCCGAGGACGAUUUGCCUCUGUCUAAUAUGAUGAAAACGCAGAGCAGUAAGAAAGGUGGAGAUGACAGCUCUGCGAACGAUGUUCCACUUUCAGAGCUCACAAAGAAAACUGUUAAAGAGUCACUGCCAAAAAAAACUGACUCAAAAGGUACAGACAGCUCAGAUGAAGAUGUUCCUCUUGUAAAGUUGGUCAAAAACAGUAAGGACAGAAGUGUGAAAGCUUUGAACAAAAGUAAAAAUGACCAGGACAGCUCCGAUGAAGAGGCUCCUCUGUCUAAGUUGGCGACAAAGAGACAAAGAAACUCACGGAAGACUGAAAAAACAACUUCGAAAAAAGAUCAAAAUGGAAAAGGCUCCAGCUCAGAUGACGAUGUGCCGCUAUCCAGUAUGAUGAAAAAGAAAGAUGACAGUUCUGAAGAUGAUGUUCCACUCUCAGAACUCACGACCAAGAAGAAAACUGUUAAAAAGUCUAAAGCUGACUCGGAAGGUGAGAAAGAUAAAGAAGACUCUGAAGAUGACGUUCCUUUGUCAAAGAUUGUAACUCAGAAAAAGGGAAAGAGAAACACGUCUAAACCAGAGACAGACUCAGAGCAGAGCGAAUCCUCUGAUGACGAACCGCUCGUGAAGAAGACAAAGACGUCUUCAUCAAACAAAACGGGGAAAAAGACAAGAGGAGCAGAGAAGAAACAAGGAAAGAAAAGAACCAGUGUCACUCGGAGGAAUUCAGCAAAAAAAUCUAAGAAAGAAGUGUGGGACAGUGACAGCUCUGACGACGAGCCUCUGAGGGAAAGAAAAGUCAAUAAAAACAAGACUCGCGUUUCCCAAAGAGCCGCAGCUCAAAAACCAGUUUAUUUUGAGGACAUCCCGAGCGAGAGCCCAGACAGCGACGCUUUUGUGAAACCAAAAGCAGCCAAAGCUCCUGCAAAGAAGUCGUCUCCCGCCAAACGCCCAGCAGCUAAAGCUCAACCAACUGUGGACUCAGAAGACGAUGAACCUUUGGCAAAUCUUAAAGGAUCCAACUCUUCAGCCAAACGUGCCGCUGCCAAACCCAGACCAGGCAAAUAUGUGGAGUCUAGUGACAGCUCAGAGGAUGAUGUUCCUUUGACAAAACUUAUAACAACAAAAUCUGCUGUAAAUAAGAAACAAGCAGCGGCCAAAUCAAAACAAGGUGAUUACGAGUCCAGUGAAGGCUCAGACGACAAUGUUCCUUUAGCAAAACUCACAACAUCCAAACCGGCAAAGAAAAACUCCAGUCCAGCCAAACGCCGCUCGGCUAAAUCCAAACCGGAAUGUGAAAGUGAAAGCUCUGAUGACGAUGAGCCACUGAUUAACUUUGUGCAAAAGAAAGGAACAAAGAAAUCAUCUGCGGCCGACGGAGAGAAGAGCUUCCAGGAGCCGUGGAACCCGUUUGUGGCAGGUGAUGCUGCCGUAGUGAGAGUUGCUGACCACAUCGAAAUAAAGAAAUUAAUAAAGGUUAUUCUGGACAGAUGUGAUGUGGAAGAAGCUUAA
This is a messenger RNA of Knipowitschia caucasica, 1662 nucleotides long. Lineage: Eukaryota; Metazoa; Chordata; Actinopteri; Gobiiformes; Gobiidae. The record is from the annotation of a GenBank genome assembly.